Molecule: messenger RNA, 1806 nt
Organism: Aspergillus affinis
Lineage: Eukaryota; Fungi; Ascomycota; Eurotiomycetes; Eurotiales; Aspergillaceae
Product: fungal specific transcription factor domain-containing protein
Exons: 6
Coding region: 1-1806 (601 amino acids)
Biological process (GO): regulation of DNA-templated transcription
Cellular component (GO): nucleus
Molecular function (GO): transcription cis-regulatory region binding; DNA-binding transcription factor activity, RNA polymerase II-specific
Source: RefSeq, a predicted model, not a curated record
AUGUCGCCAUCUGAUAAGCUCCUGAUAAGCGCAUGGCCCCCCGAUGUGAACGUCAACCGGCCUCACAGGCGAGAUUUUGUCUAUGCCUUACGUGAAGCAUGCCUCCACUUCGAUCGGCCGUGCUCUUUAGAACGUGAAGCUGUCACGGCGUAUCGUCCGAUCUCGCCCGUUGAGAAUCCAGUGCAAGAUACUCAUGCUUUUUCUGAUGCGAGUCGUGGCGAUGGGUUCAGUCAGCAGGGCUCCACAGAUGAGAGGCUCGAAAGGCUCGAAAGAAUCGUCGAGGGCUUGGUAGGCCGACUAGAUUCCAGACUCUAUGCUCUGACCAGUAUCUGGAAUAAUGAGCCGUCUGCAAGGAAAGCCACACAAUUCGUUAGCUCGACUGAGCAGAACCCAGCCCCCGUGCUUUUAAUCCGAGAUGCGGCCAUAGAUGCUGGUGUGCAUUCGCCUGAUCAGAAUGAUUCCAAUACCGGCUUAUUUUCAGACGUUAUCUCAUCUGGACUAGUGACAUUGCCAACUGCCCACUCCUUAGUACAAUUAUUUCACUUUCACUAUGGUCGAUGGGUCAAAUUCCCAGAAGAUGUAUCGACUGAGUCUCUGAUACCACGGAUUCGAAAAUCUCCAGUUCUCCUAUGCAGUGUCCUGCUAAUUGCAGUCCGACAUUCCACCCAAGAUCUUGCAGAUCGACUUGCGCCUCAAUUAUUCCGUGAAGCAAAGCGUCUCGUUACAUCAUCAUUACUUGUGGUGCCCCAACCAAUCGAAUUCUUCCAAGCUGUACUCAUAUUGAGCUUAUGGUCUACGACUAUCGGUCAAGUACCGUUGAGUGUUGACAGCUGGCUCCUGACGGGAUAUGCUCUGCAACAAGCAUUGAUCGGUCCCGACUUUGCGGAAGUCUUUCGAUCAGGCCCAUCCCUUCCUACCACACGUCGUCACAUUGAUACUUGGUGUUUAUGGAAUCAUCUCUGUCUGGCUCAUCUACAAUACUGCGUAGGAACACGUCGGCAGGCCAUGCUCAGCGAAGCUCAAAUUGGCCAUUGUACCCGGUUCAUUGAGUCUGAUAGCGUCACCAACUAUGAAGCCAGAAUGGUUGCCGAAGUGAAACUAUAUUGGAUCAUCUAUCAACAGUGCUUCGGUCCUCAAAUAGAGCUAUCCGAAGUGAGGCGUGUGCUGCAGAAUUGGCAACACGAAUGGCAUGCGUUGUUUGCCCAGCCUCGAUCCCAGUUUCUCCAAAUGGGGUUUCAUUUCGCUCAUCUUCUCGCGUACAGCAAUUCUCUCAAAUCACCCCAGACUGCGAUGGCUAGCUCUACAGUCACAGAAAUGAUCAGUCAUUCAACAAUCAUCAUCAACCUUGCAAUCGACACAAGCGAUGAAAGAACGCGUCAUCUAACAGAUCAAAUAUACCACAUCGUGACUUUCUCUGCACUGACACUUUCUCGCCUUGUUCAUACAUAUGAGUCGAAUCUUCAGGCGGGCCAUCAUAAUUUCGAGAGUCUUGAUAACCUUGUUGUCAAGCUUAUAAAUUGGCUCAAAUCAAUUGGACUUCCAUGCCACACUGCAAACAUGCUAGGCGAUAUUGUCUCGGCCCAGUUCGUGAAACUACGACCGAACUUUCGACAGGCAGCGAUCAACGAUGUUGAGAGGAACGAACUUGGUCGCGACGAUAUAUUUGUUGAUGAUACGCCACUACCACCCGAUGUCGCGCUUUUUUGCCCCAAUUUCAUUGGAUCUGAGCUCUUUGAUCUAGAUACGGAGCUGGCGUCCUGGCCGCAAUGGGGGCCGAUGUAUCCGCAUAUCGAUGAGUCAACUUAG